Messenger RNA from Wyeomyia smithii (pitcher-plant mosquito), 889 nucleotides. Its product is annotated as spore coat protein SP65-like. NCBI's taxonomy places the organism in Eukaryota, Metazoa, Arthropoda, Insecta, Diptera, Culicidae. The record is from RefSeq and is a predicted model, not a curated record. Bases 98 to 622 code for a protein of 174 amino acids. The transcript is spliced from 3 exons.
AUAUAAACUAGAUACUAAAUAAGUAGCUGAAUCAGUUUUGAUUUAGCAGCUAAACGUGUUGAAGCAGAGGACAAGAACGAGUGAUAAUUUUGUGAUAAUGAAGCUGUGGAUUGGAUUACUACUAGUUGGGCUAGCCAUUGAAGGUCGAGCCCAGCUUACCUGUUUUGUGUGCAACGAUUGUCCGGAUCCAUUCGAAACUUCAGCAACGCAAUUUCCAUGUCCUGCAACAGACACAACAACGACCCUCUUACCUCCUCCAGUGAUAACACCGCCAACAACUACCCUGGCACCUGGAGAGACUACGACCGUGGGUCCUGUCACCACAACGACCGUGGCUACGACCGGAGGGCCUAUCAUCACCCCGCCACCGGUUGGACGACGAAAGAGACAAACAGUCACACACCAGUGCUUUAUUCUAGAGGUUAACAACUUGUCCACCCAGCGUGGUUGCACCGUUUUCGAUACCGAUGAAGCUACCACUUGUCGAAAUUUGAAUGGAGGUGUUAAUCCACUCGGCACAUGCCGUGUUUGCAACUGGUCUGGUUGCAACAGUGCAAGCGGAGUUACUUUGUCUAUCGCUACUUUACUGGCAGCACUGCUUGUUGCAAUGAAGUUGUUCUAAAUCAGACUACUAUUCACUGCCAAGUAGCAGCGUGUGCCAAUCUCCUAUCGUCUGUGUGAACGUGAAUGCGAUUCCGUGGAUACAUUUGUUGGUUUCUAAUAAAGCCAAUUGUUCGAAUGCUCAUAUUAAGUGCUGCUAUCUAGUCUUGUUUAGUAUCCAAACCCCCUGUGGAUAAAUGUUGCUUUCCCAUAAAAACAUUCUUAUACAGUGUAAAAGACACUGCUUUUGUUGACGUGAUUCUAAUAAAACGAUGUUUAGACCUUUCAA